CAAAUAAACGAAACGUUGUGCAAUACGACGCAGUGCGAAAUAUUUCUAAAUUUUUACUAAAUAUCUUGAUUUUAGACUGUAGAAUGUGUUGAAUUUCAUUUGGCUGUGAUUGAAAUUCUUAUAAAUUGUCUACGCAACUCUUCUGAAGCUAUAAUUUAAUUACAUAUCUGAAAAUACGCAAAGUCAGGAUGGCCGUAAAAAAGUGUUGUAUAGAAACUUGUAAGUCACGUUCAACACGGAAGGAAGAUGUUGGUGUAACCUACCACAAGUUCCCUAAAGAAGUUACAUUACGUGGCUUGUGGUCGGACGUGACACGGCACACUUGUAAGGAUGCUAUAGAGUUUGUCUGCUCGAGACAUUUUUGUAAAAGUGACUUCCAAUUGUACAAGGACUGUAAAUACAUAUUGAAGUCAGAUGCUAUACCAUCAAUUUUUUCUUGGACCAUGGCUGACACAAGUGAAAUAAAACCGGCGACAACAGAAGUUGCAGAAGACGUGGAAAAUGGAAAUAAUGAUAGUGGCGACAAAGCUGAUGAAAACCUGAACAGUAAAGAGACAGAAAGUGAAAAUGUAGAUGCUAUCAAAAAGUUCAUUGAAGAACAAGAGAGAGAAAUAGCCAGCAAAUCUGGCACUGCAACACCUUGUGCUGAUGACAAUGAUCCAGAAAAAGAAGCACCUCCAACCAAAGGCGCAGACAUAUUAAAUAUUACUGAUGGUGAUAAAGAAGCUGUAAAAGAUGCAGAAGGAGAUACAAUAGAGGACAAAAAUGAGAAAGAGUUGCAAGAAGAGACAUUGGCAGUUGCUUCAAGUGUCAUGGAUAUGAUUUUAAGCGAGUCUGAAGCUAAAAUUGCUGAAAAGAAAAAUGUGAAGCCAUUGACGAAACGUAAUUUAGAAACAGUAGAUAAGGGUAACAACAGUAUGGCGUUAUCAGUAGGUUCGAAGGUAGAGGCGAAGGAUUUCACAGAGUUGUGGCAUACGGCGCAGAUAACGGAGGUGGAUUACGAUGAGAUGGAGGUGUUGGUGCACUAUGACGAUGCAACCAAGAGACACGACGAGUGGAUUAGUGUGAGUAGUCCUCGAUUACGACCAAUGGGUAGCGCACCGCCGCCGGAGCCGAUCCCAGAGCCACCCGUCAGUUUAAACCCAGUGGUCGAGAUCACACCUCUACCAGCUAUGAUCAAAGACGAACCUAAAGUGGAAGAUAAGCCGAAGCUAACGUAUGCAGUAGGAGAGAGGUGUCUCGCUAGAUGGAGGGAUAAUAGGAGAUUUAUUGCUACCAUUAAUCAGGAUUUGGGGAAUGGUAAAUAUGAAAUAAUAUUCGAUGACGGAGUGCGAUGGACUUGCCACGUGAAUAGGAUCCACAAAUUCAAGGAAAGUUCUGGAGUAUUGAAUAUUGACACGACAGGGUUGCCUAACACUAGUUCCACACCGUCUCCUGUCUACGGUCCCGGCCCUAGCAAUGCUGACACACCUAAAUCACUCCCGGUCUUUAACACCCAUCUCUUUGACCCCACUCGUGACUAUUUAGGUUCUAAAAGCGAAAGGCGUGAAAUGAAACGCAAGUUAAACAUAAAGGAAAUAUUCAAUAUAGGGCAGAAGAAAAAAAAGAUUAUCACGCCGAGAGUGAAGACGCCACGAGAGAGGAUGCCGAAGAUUGUAAAGGAAAAGAAGGCAAGGGUAAUGAAGACGAAGGUGAAGAUAGGUACGAGCGCAACAGCAUCAAAGAAAGAUAUACCUGAUGCAGUGGCGUCAAUAAUAGGCACAGUUACCAAAGAGGCAUGCGCCGAAGAAACGAAGGAUAUUAAACCCGAAGUAGAGAAGGAGAGAGAGAAUGAAGCGCUAGUUGAAACUGAAGAUCUUAAGGUGGAUCUUGAUGAUACCCUUGAUUUGGCUAACAGUGAGACUUUGAGCGCUCCAGAGUCACAAGACAUGAAACAUGAAGAUGACCCUGCAUUAGAUGAAGAAGUGAGACUUGUGAAGUUCGAGAAACAAGACGAUGACAAACACGAGGAGGUUAUUGACAGGAUUAAGGAAGCAAUUAACAAACUCGAAGACGGAUUGAACCAAGAGGUCAAAGUAGAAGUUAAAGAAGCAAAAUCCGAGGUGAAACCUGAAAUAAAAUUAGAAGUGAAACCCGAAGUAAAAGAAGUCGUAGAAGAGACUGUAGACCCUCAACCAGGAGUAAGUGGCACUCCAAAAGAAAAGAAGAAGAGUCUGUCAAAGAUAAAGAAGGCUAAAAAGGUGAGGUUGUUACAGGAAAAGAAAGUUAAGAAACAGGUGGAAAUGGUGAAGGGUGAGUUGGAAGAGAUGAAGAAGCAAGUUGCAGAGUUGAGGAAGAAGAUGAACGAGGAUUUGAUGAAGAAACAGAAAUUGGAGCAGCAGGAACUUCAGCCGGGCGAGUGGUGCUGCCGGUGGUUGAAUGGGCAGCCUGUGGGCACUGUCAGCGAGGUCGAACAUGACGUCAAGGUCGACGCCAGUAACAGGCCCGCGCUGCCAAGGCGAAGCGUUCAGGUUGAAGACACCAGACUGCCUCCUGGAUGGACAAAGCACUUUGUACGCAGGAGUCUUGGCCAUUCUGCUGGAAAGUGGGAUGUUGUUUUGAUGAACCCAGACAAUCGGCGUAUCCACACCAAGACUGAAAUGCGUCAUUACCUUGAGCAUCACCCGGAUGAGUCUCUGAAAGAUUAUGAGAGCGUGCUUUUGGACUUUGGCAUCCAUUUGAAGCUAUCCAGACGUAUGGGUUGGUGCACGACUACACCCGAUGGCGAACAGGAACCACCGGUAGCACCAUUGCCAACUGGGCUUCUAAGCACGACGUCGCCAUUACUGAGGAGAAAGUCUAAGCUAAGCUUGAAGAAAUCCAGGAAGGAACGCAAGCAGAAACUCAAGAUCAAGAUGAACCUGCCGCAGCAAGAGAAUGUGAUUCCUGCUGUGGACGAUGCUGUGGCGGGACCUAGCGGAGAGAUACCCGUGGGUGCCCCGACAGAUGCUUCUGUCGACGUGCCACCUGAAAAUUUACCGCUGGAAGAUGGAUGCGUGUACGUCGGAUCUUUGAAGGUUCAAAUAAUAGAGAAUUUGCUACGCUGCCCUGCCGAGGGUUGCUUCAAGAACUUCCGUAACAACACGUUGUUGAAGAUGCACAUUAAGCAUUACCACCGCGAACUGAGAAAGAUGCUGGGAGCUACUCCAAAAGUGCUCGACUUGGCGUAUGCUAGAACGAGACCAAGCGAUGUCGAAAUGAGGAGAUUGAAACUCGAAGCUGAACAGAAAACUAUCAAAGUAAAAUUACCAAAGCUACCGAAGCGCAUAACCGAACCGAAGCCAGAAGUUAAAGAAGCUCCAUCCCAGCCGAAACCUGAAAUAGCUACACCAGUGAAACUCGAAGAGAAGAUACCACGCUCACUAGACUCUCCCAAACUCAGGAUCGCGUUGAGUAAUAAAUCGGUUAAGCGACCGAAGGUUCUUCUCCCAGUAAGGCGACCAGACCCGGUGGAAACUAUACCAGAGUUACAGAAAGACGAAAGCGAUGCUGAAGAGAAGCUCUUAGAACACAAAGAAGAAAUUUCCAAAACAGAAGAGUUGGACUUCGAAGCAGCAAUUUCAACGCAUACGGUGACGAAACCAUAUGGGGAAGUGAAACGCAAGAGUGAUAAGAAGAAGAAAACAUUUGCCAGUAUCUCGAAGAAGCCUGCAAGUGAGGAUGAAGAAUGGUUCGCGUUGAAUAAUUCCGAUGUGGAGACUCGGUCGAGUUACCCCAGAUCGGGCACUCCAGAUUCCAAGUUGGAUCAGAAACUGGUGUCGUCAGAGUCCAAUGAGGAACCAAAAGAACCCAACUACAUGUACACAGAGACGGGCGAGCGUAUAAAGAUAGUGCACAUGAAGCGCGAGGAGAUCAUCAACUGCCACUGCGGGUUCCGCGAGGAGGAUGGGCUCAUGGUGCAGUGCGAGCUCUGCCUCUGCUGGCAGCACGGACUCUGCCACAACAUACAUAAGGAGUCUGAUGUACCAGAGAAGUACACUUGCAGCAUCUGCCUGAACCCGCGCCGGGGGCGGCGCUCCCAGCGGUUCCUCCACGACCAGGACCGCUUGUACGAAGGUCUGCUACCGGGGGCGAAGCCCUGCGAGUCCUUGCGGCGCUCCCACGAGCUUUCAGGGAAUCUGCACCGCAUUGAAGACGCGCUCCAUGCGUUACGCGUCAAGUACUAUGUUGCUACUAAGAAAGACCAUCCAAAACUCUACCUGUGGGCUAAAGACUGGGAGACGAGUGAGCUGGUGAUGACUCAGGAGCGCCUCAACUCGGAUUAUUCGGACCUGAGCAUCAUGAUCAGCAGUGUCGGCAAGGAGAACCUGCCUGUCAGGACGGAGGAUGUGCCCAUGGAUAUCCGCACACCACCCUCUGAGGAGCCUGAUGCAGACAGGUUCUCCCAAAAGGACAGUCAGUUGGGCUCGCAGUCGCUGCUAAGCGGUCUUCUGUCCAGUCCCGGAGGCGCGUCUCUGGAUCUGCCCAUCAGUACUACAGAGUUGGAGCGCUUGGCUAAAACCGUGCAAGCGGAACAGGAAGCCCAGCGGGUGACCGCUCCGCAGCCAGAGGCCGCCAUAGAGAACAGCGCGUGUCGCGAGCGGCUGCUGCGCCACAUCCAGCGCUGCCAGGCGCUCAUUGACGCCCGGCUCGACUCCAUCGAGGCGCAGGUUGCUGAAUUGGAAUCGCAAGAUCCGUCAUUCGAGGACGACGAGACGGCAGACUACUUCCCGCGCACCAAGCAGACCAUACAGAUGUUGAUGCGGGACCUAGAUACCAUGGAGGAGCUCGGCGUCAUCACAUAAACAUGACCUCACAGUUACAUUAUACACAUAAACGUUCUAUACACGGUGUUAGUGGCAACGUAACGAAUAUUGAGGGGCAUGAUUCGGAGUUGAUAUCAAGUUGAAUUUUCCGUCGUUACACUUACACCCUGUACAAGUAUGCACGGGUAGCCAUACAAGUGCGUAUGGGUGAUAGUGAUAUCGUAACAAAUAGUAAGGGGGGUGAUUCAGCUCAUUCCGAGUUGAUAUACAGUGGAAUUUCCUGUCGGAAAUUUCAUGAAUAUUAUAGUGGUUUAUAAAAUUUGUCAUUUCCAUACUUUUGCGACGGAAAAUUCCACUUGAUAACUACUCAAAAUAAUGGUCUGAAUCAUCCCUCAGUUUUCGUUACGAUGUCACUAACACCCGAUAUACUUCUAAUGGGACCCAGCAGUAGCUAGGCACAGAAUUACCCUGGUGAACGGGUAUAAACAUGAAAGGAGUCUCUUCAUACUCACUACAGUUGAUAUAUUAUUGACGCCUCUCGGAGUAAACUCAUUCAAAACAAAACACACUCACAGUAGCAAAAUAAUCGUGCACUAAAAUUCAAAAACCACGUUAUUGUAUGUCGCUAUUUAUCUGUGCUUAGCCACUUACACAGUUUCAUAAAUAAGCCACAUUAAUAAAGGCCAUAGUGGCAUAUUAAUGCCUAUUAUAUUGACAGUACGAUUUUGAAGUCUCGCCAGCCGCUCAUCGAUACGAUUUCUACUUAAUUUUUGAGCCACAAGAAUGCUUCCAUGUUUAUUUCUGUUCACUGGCUUUCCUUGAAUCAACCGCUGCCGUAUGCAGCAUACUUCAGGUUGCAGUUACUCUUUUAUAAUGUAUGUUAUGUCAUCUGUUGGUGUUAAAGUACGCCAGACACGCACCAAAGCGGGCACGGCUACGUUCACGCUAUUAUAUUUCCCGUAUGACGUAUACAAGAUUUUAUCGAGCAAUGGCAAUAUAAAACCUUACUGUUCACAGCGGGAAUAUCUCGUGUUCAUAUUCAUUCAUUUAUUGCAAAAUAUAAUAUUCGAGAUAUAUUGCUUCUCGCCCGUCCGGAGUACGUGAAAAUUCGAAUGGAUUAGUCGCCGUGUGAACGUAGCCGAUGGGUUAUAAGUUGUAAACAACCAGUUAGAUUUAAUUCCUAAUGAUAAUAAAAAUCUGUUCUCGAUACGUGACUAUCCUUUGGUGGAUAUUGAAUUGUAACCAAUGUUUUUUGUCUACGUUAACCUAUCGCUGUUCUAUACAUCUGGACAUUUAUGGGUUUCCCCACCAUUGCUGUAUUGAUGUGAGUAAAUGUUUUAAAGUGAAAAUAGAUUAAGAUAUUUUAAGUCAAGUACUUAGUUGUAUUACUUCUUAGGGUUGAACUAUAUCUGGCAGCACGCUAUCGCAUGCUUACACGCGUGAUUGCAUGCUAUAGCAUGCUUACGUAUACGAUCGCACGCUGUCGCCUCGUCAAUUCUGUCGCUUUCUUUCACUCUAGCAAACGGCAGUUUUGAACUAAUAGAAAAGGAUAAACUAUAAGAAAGAUGCGGUGCUGCCAGAUGUAGUUCAACCUUUAUUCUACUAAAAUAAAUUUCACAAUAAUAUAAUGUGAUGAAGCUUUCAAAAAGCCAAUUUAGUGAACCUACUUAUAAUCGUUUAGAACAGCAUUUUAAUAAACUGUCAGUUACACAAUGUGUAGUUUUAUGAUCUCAUUCUGAAUGUAUUUUUAAAUAAGUGAUUUCAAAUAUUUGUGUGAACGUUAAUGCACUUAAAUAGCUGAGAGAAUAGGAUUAGGUUUAUCCAUGUUUACCAAAAUAUAUGUACAGUCUACAGUCAAA
Molecule: messenger RNA, 6643 nt
Organism: Pectinophora gossypiella (pink bollworm)
Lineage: Eukaryota; Metazoa; Arthropoda; Insecta; Lepidoptera; Gelechiidae
Gene: MBD-R2
Product: PHD finger protein 20
Exons: 18
Coding region: 189-4823 (1544 amino acids)
Biological process (GO): regulation of transcription by RNA polymerase II
Cellular component (GO): NSL complex
Molecular function (GO): DNA binding
Source: RefSeq, a predicted model, not a curated record